AACCAUCGCUGUCACAUAGCGUAAGAUGAUGACACAUAUAUCAUGAGCGAGUCAAAACACUGCAGAAACAAAUAUCGUAAUUCAAUGUAAUCUGUGAAUUUGGUGCAAAAUUUUGGUGGUUUCUUAGUUUCUUCCCUUACUGUAGUGCAUGAUUAGGUAAUUUCUGGCGAUAUCGACAUUAGAAUGCUGCGAAUGAUUCGUAAUCCACUGCUAGGCCAACGCUUCAUCAGGAAAACCUUCUCAUUCUCGGCCGUCGCCAACAAGCAAUUCGUCAUAAAGGACCACUAUGAAUUCGACCAGAAGGUCAUCAACAGUGACAAUCCCGUGAUCGUGAACUUCCACGCGGAGUGGUGCGAUCCGUGCAAGAUACUGACGCCUCAAAUGACCAAAAUGCUGGAACCAUCGGAGGAAAUCGACCUAGCCAUAGUAAACGUGGACGACAAUGCCGAACUAGUGCAAACUUUCGAGGUGAAAGCAGUGCCCGCAGUGUUAGCAUUCCGGAACGGGGUCGUGGUGGACAAAUUCAUCGGGCUGGUGGACGCCAACAUGAUCGAGAGCCUGAUAGGGAAACUCGCCCGGAAAAAGCAACAGUAACGACCCAGCAGAGAACGCGGGGUGAAAUGGGACCUCUGCUAGCGAGAAAACCGUGACCAAAGGCGGUUGGACAGGGAACAAGCUGUGCUGGGGUGGACGAUUCACAGGACAGGAAAGACACCAAUUGUGUGAUGCUAUUUAUGUACAAUAAAUUGAUGGCAAUGCGAACCAUUGUGCUAAACUUUAAUUCGUUACCACUAAUAUGUCAAUAAAUCUAGGAUAUUACGAUGAA
This is a messenger RNA of Aedes aegypti (yellow fever mosquito), 826 nucleotides long. RefSeq names its product thioredoxin, mitochondrial. The transcript is spliced from 3 exons. Gene Ontology annotation, cellular component: cytoplasm. Gene Ontology annotation, molecular function: oxidoreductase activity, acting on a sulfur group of donors, disulfide as acceptor. The record is from RefSeq and is a predicted model, not a curated record. Lineage: Eukaryota; Metazoa; Arthropoda; Insecta; Diptera; Culicidae. The coding region runs from base 184 to 594 and encodes 136 amino acids.